Zonotrichia leucophrys gambelii is the source of this 1857-nucleotide messenger RNA. It is a transcript of the gene LRRC43, whose product is annotated as leucine rich repeat containing 43. The record is from RefSeq and is a predicted model, not a curated record. Bases 30 to 1805 code for a protein of 591 amino acids. Gene Ontology annotation, molecular function: protein binding. NCBI's taxonomy places the organism in Eukaryota, Metazoa, Chordata, Aves, Passeriformes, Passerellidae. The transcript has 12 exons.
CCAGGGGGUUCCCUGCGGGCUGGGGCUGCAUGGCAGCACCCGGCAGCAUCUCGGCUGUUUUUCAGCAGUACCUGCAGCACCUGGGCCUGCAGGACUUCCCCUGUGGCCUCGGCAACUGGAACAAAUCCCGCUGCAAUGCCCGCAGGAGCUCCCAGGCACAGUCAGUGGGGCUGGAGGAGGUCGUGCCACCAGGAGAGGACACCCCUGAGGUGCUGCUGGAGCUGCUGAGAGACCAGCACAGCCCCUGGGCACUGCCCUCCGACUGCAGCCCCCAGGCCCAGCGCCUGAGGGAAGUGAUUGUGCUGGCCCCCGAGCUCCUCCAUGGCUCCAGUGUCUCCCAGCUUGUCAAGUCCCUGCGGAUACUGGACAAGGGGGUGGAGGAGGUGGAUGAGGGUCUGCUGCAGUUCCAGCAGCUGGAGGAGCUCAUCCUCAGUGCCAACCACAUCAGCAGGGUAACCUCGGCCCACCUGCCCCGGACUCUGAAGGUGCUGGAGCUCUGCCACAAUGAUGUGGAUGAUCUGCAGGAGCUGUGUGCUCAGCCACCCCCGGAGCUCCAGCACUUGGGGCUGGGCUACAACCAGCUGUGUGGCCCUUCCCAGGAAAAGCAUUUCACUGUGGAUUUCUGGCCAAACCUUGUCUCCCUUGACCUGAGCUUUAACAGCCUCACAGACCUGCUGGAGCUGGUGUCCCAGCUGUCCACCCUGCAGAAGCUCCGCAUCCUGCUGCUCCAGGGGAACCCACUGUCCCUCAUCCCUGCCUACAGAGGCUUCCUCGUGGACAGCCUGCCCAGGCUGUCCAUCUUCGAUGACAUCUACAUAUGGCCUGAAGAGAGGCAGCAGUUCCAUAGGCUGGCAGAGCAGCCAGAGCUGAUCACGAGUGAAGCACGACUGGUUGUGAGCAUUGGAGAGAUGAAGGGACUCCCUUAUCCCGAAGAUUUUCAGCAGCUGGAGCCUGACUGCGAGGGUCCGGUGAUUGCCUACAGAUACUGUGUGACCUACCAGUUUGCAGAGGGAGAGGAGCUCAAGGACAGGGGCAGUCCUGAGGGCACAGAAAUCCACCAGAGUACCACAGUGGCCACGCUGGAUGUGGACAGCUCUGCUCAGGACACAGGAGAGACAAAAAGCCAUCAGGAGCCUGCAGCCACAGAGGAGCCCGAGGCCCACUCUGCAAAGGUUUUUGCCACCCCUGCACAGCCCUGGGCAGACACCAUCGACUGCAGCUACAGGAAGCAGCACAUCGCCAAGGACUUGGUGGGGCUGAAGUCCUACCUGGAGGCUGGAACCAUUGUCUCAGUUAUGGAGGAGAAGGUGGUCUCCUGGCCUGUGGAUCCAGAUGAAAACUCUGCCACAAAGGAAGGACAGGAGCUGAAGAAGAACAGUGCAAAGGACAAGCAGAAAAAGAAGAAGAAGAAGAAGUCAUGUGAAUACCGCAGUGACCCUCCCAUUUGGAGCACGCUGGCCACCACGAGGGUGACCUUGGAGACCCUGCUGGCCAAUGAGAACCUGGUGGCAACUCUGUGUGACUUUGGGAUCCUGAUCCCUGAGAAACCACCAGAACCACCAGUUGUGGACGAGAAGGAGACAAAAAAAGGCAAAGACAAGAGCAAAAAACCCAAAGGAGACCAGAAAAACGCGGCUUCCAAAGGAAAAGGAAAAAACAAAGACACUGCUGAACUGGAGGAGGAUCAAGAGCCCCAGCCAGUGCCACUGACAGUUCAAUUCCAGAUGCAGCUGCUUCGAUGGCCCUCGGCAGCCAGCACCAAGAGGCAGGAGAGCGUGGCCAUGUCAGAGGGGAAGACUCCGUGAUGUGUCCACAGCAGGAGCAUGAGUGGAAAUAAACCACAGGGAACGCUGUGCA